UAGCUAAAAAGUUUGACACAGCUCCUGAUCAGUGCAGAAUGAGAGCUGAAGUAGAAAGAAGAUUUCGUCCUUUUCCCGAAGAAUAACAACAAAUUGGCGAAGAGGGUUUCCAUUGUACACCAACAAUGGUCAUGGUAUCACCGGAGCGACCAGGGUGUGAAUGUUUAGGUUCGUUAUGCGCUUUAAGACGAGAGUAUUUGUGUCGGUGGGAGUGUUGCUGAUUUUCACCACGCUCUCGGCUGUCCACUUGCUCAAACAGUUCGAAGCGCCUGAGGAUCUAGAAGAUACCAACCUCGGCUUCGACCGCCGAGCGAGAUUUGGUCCCAACAAUGGCAGAGCCAACACUUGGAACAAACAAGAGACAUACUUGCUAAUGUCAAAAGGACAAAUCAGUGAUGAACGUCAUCAGAAUGAUUCGGGUGGCAACGAGUCCCAAAUUCUCAAGCCUCCACUGCCUCGACCUCGCCGCACAGAAGACGGGAGUAAAUUGAAGAAGAGACAGCCGGCUUGGGAACGAGGGUCUAGUUCUAAGAAGGCAUGGGACGACCAAGAAAUAGUUGGGAAGGGCCAUCCAUGGCAGCAGUUUCAUCUUGAUAUCAGUCAGGAUGCAUUGUACAGUGAGGGCGCCCUCUAUAUGGAUGACCUUCUACGUGACCUGGCCAGCGUCCGAAUUGUCAACACCUCUAUGUUCCAAGGAGGCAGCCAGGUCAAACUGGACUUCCGACUGGCGGAUGGCAACCGGGCCAUCGUCAAGCCCAUGAGAUCACCGAGGGAGUUUGUGUACAAAUACAACAACGACGAGCCAUUCUGGUUGGACCAAGAGAGACACAAUGCAGAGAUAGCAGCAUUUCACCUUGACAGACUCCUAGGUUUCAGGCGGGUACCUCCCUGCUCAGGUCGACUCAUCAACUUGACUCAAGAAAUUCUACUCAAGUCCAAGGAUCAAGAGCUGCUCAAUACAUUCUUCUGGAAAGAUGGGAACCUGUGCUUUAUCGGGAAGUGUGCCCCUUGGUUCUGCAAUGAGGACCAUCCCAUUUGUGCCCAGGGGCAUCUGAUGGAGGUGUCCAUGUGCCAGUUCCUGCCGUCCUUUGGGGGAGGCAUCCCAAUAUUUGAAAUGGAAUACCCCUGGAGUCAGGGAGUGAAAGAAUCCCAAGUAUGGAAGGGGAAAAAUAUCUGUGUGGAUUAUCUAAAGGAUCCUGUCUGGACCAGAGGGCGAUUCCUCCUGGAUCUAAUAGAGCAGGGGAUUUUCGACUUCUUUAUUCGCAAUUACGAUCGGCAUCACUUUGAUAUGAUGCGGAAGUACAAGAGACUUGGCACUGUUCUCUUUCUGGACAACGGCAAAGGUUUUGGCAAUCCACAUGUAGAUGAUACCACAUUCCUAGCCCCGAUUUACCAAUGCUGCAAAGUGCGGAGGUCAACGUAUUUGCAUUUGAAAGAACUCACCCAGUUGCGGCUGAGUGACCGCAUGCGCUCGUCCAUGUCACAUGACCCCAUCGCACCUGUUGUCACGGAGGAUCACCUGCAGGCAAUGGACAGACGACUUGAAACCGUCCUACAGACCAUCGAAAAAUGUAUACACGUGCAUGGAGAUAGUCAGGUGCUAGUUGAGACAUUGGACAACUGAUGCUACAAAACAGGGAUAAGAUGGGAGAUCACACCGCCACCAAAAAUAACAUUGUGGAAGGUGCAUCUUUUUUUUUUUACUGUAAUUGAGAUCAAUUUGUCAACCAGAAUAUUAAAUAAAUGUUAUCAAAUAUUAAUUAAAUUACUCUUCCGUCAAAACCACCUGCCAUGAAACGGAGUACUGAUGAUUUAUGCAUUGCAAUUCGUGAAGGUAGACGGUGUUGAUUUUCUGAAAUUCACCAUUGUUUUGCCCUCGAACAAUUAUUCAUAAAUACCUGAGACAGUUUACCCAUUCCUAUUGGUCGAGAGCCCGUCAUGUGGCUGGUCUUAAACGGAUGAUAAAGACAUGGCUGGCUGUUCUUA
This is a messenger RNA of Patiria miniata (bat star), 1986 nucleotides long. Its product is annotated as pseudokinase FAM20A-like. The coding region runs from base 161 to 1624 and encodes 487 amino acids. The record is from RefSeq and is a predicted model, not a curated record. Lineage: Eukaryota; Metazoa; Echinodermata; Asteroidea; Valvatida; Asterinidae. Gene Ontology annotation, cellular component: Golgi apparatus. Gene Ontology annotation, molecular function: phosphotransferase activity, alcohol group as acceptor. The transcript has 9 exons. Gene Ontology annotation, biological process: protein phosphorylation.